AUGUUCCAUGGAUUGCCAAGUGAAGACCCCAUUGACCACCUUGAUGAGUUUGAUAGGCUUUGUGAUUUGACAAAGAUCAAUGGUGUCUCUGAAGAUGCCAUCAAGCUGAGACUCUUUCCUAUGUCUCUAGCUGACAAAGCUCACCAAUGGGAGAAGAGCUUGCCCCAUGGCACAAUCACCACUUGGGAUGAAUGCAAGAAGGCCUUUCUUGCUAAGUUUUUCUCCACCGGUCGCACAGCCAAGCUUAGAGGAGAGAUAUCCAGCUUCAUCCAGCGAAACAAUGAGACAUUCGCAGAGGCUUGGGAGAGGUUCAAAGGCUACACAAGUCAGUGCCCACACCAUGGAUUCAACAAUGAAUCACUACUCUCCACUCUUUAUAGAGGAUGCUUGCCUAGGUAUAGGGAGAUGCUAGACACAGCUAGCAAUGGGAACUUCCUCAACCAGGAUGUAGAUGAUGGCUGGCAACUUGUGGAGAACAUGGCCAUAUCAACAGAAGCUAUGGAGAGCAGUAUGAAAGUACAGACUGGAGCUCGACCGCGCACUCGAUCGAGCUGGACGCUCAGAUGA
Messenger RNA from Microthlaspi erraticum, 567 nucleotides. The record is from the annotation of a GenBank genome assembly. Lineage: Eukaryota; Viridiplantae; Streptophyta; Magnoliopsida; Brassicales; Brassicaceae.